AUGCGCUUCUUCACGACCACCCAACUUUUUACAUUCUGUCUCUCUUUGGCCCACUCUGCUUGGGCUUCCAGCUCUGAUGAUUUGGAAGUUCAAGUAGGCAAGCAUGUUGUUUUCUCGUAUCCUGGACUUCAGCCUUCCGACCAUCUCUUGGACUUGAUCAAGCAAGGGAAGGUGGGCGGCAUCAUUCUCUUCGGGGAGAAUGUAGGCGAUAAUCUUAGCACGGUAAUCACCGGCUUUCAAGAGGCUUACAAACAAAGCGUUGCCUAUUCAGGGGCUCCGCUCCUUAUAAUGACCGACCAGGAAGGAGGUGAAGUUCGUCGAUUACCUGGCGGACCUGUCAAAAGCGCCAAAGAGGUUGGCCAGUCGGAAAAUCCCAGAACAACCGCGAUACAGAGCGGAAACGAUGCUGCAAGUGCUCUUCAGAGCUAUCAAGUGAAUUGUAAUCUUGCCCCAGUCCUUGGUGUGUAUCGCGAGACAGGAGACUUCCUCGACAACUAUGGGCGCUCUUACGGAAACACAUCUACCCUGGUCGGUAUGUGUAGUUCUGCCUUUAUUCAAUCGCAGCAAGAUGCUGGAGUUAUUGCAACAGUGAAGCAUUUUCCAGGUUUGGGCGCAGCAGGGAAAAAUGAAAAUACCGAUGAAGAACCCGUCACUAUCAACUUGACACUUGACGAGAUUCGGUCUGUUGAUGAAGCCCCUUAUAAAGAGGCUAUUACUGCUGGAGUCGACAUGGUAAUGAGCUCAUGGGCUUUGUAUCCCGCAUUGGAUUCUAAGUACCCGUCAGGACUCAGCCAAUCCUGGGUACAAGAUGAAUUGCGAGGCCGACUGGGCUUCAAAGGUGUCACAAUCACGGAUGCCAUUGAGGCCGGUGCACUUGAAGCAUUCGGUGAUGAUGCAGCUCGUGCAGUCUUAGCUGGUCAGGCUGGUAUGGAUAUAAUUCUUGCCUCUGCCAGGAACGUUUCACAGGGGGAGGCUAUCGUCGGUGGCAUGGUUGCAGCCCUACAGGAUGGCUCACUAUCUCUAAAUGAUUUCUCGGAAAGCACUGAACGUAUUAUGACUCUUCGAAAGAAGUCCAUUUCUUCUUAA
Messenger RNA from Penicillium macrosclerotiorum, 1086 nucleotides. Its product is annotated as putative glycosyl hydrolase. The record is from RefSeq and is a predicted model, not a curated record. Gene Ontology annotation, molecular function: hydrolase activity, hydrolyzing O-glycosyl compounds. Lineage: Eukaryota; Fungi; Ascomycota; Eurotiomycetes; Eurotiales; Aspergillaceae. The coding region runs from base 1 to 1086 and encodes 361 amino acids. Gene Ontology annotation, biological process: carbohydrate metabolic process; peptidoglycan turnover. The transcript has a single exon.